CCACACCCUUCCCGGAACGCAGGGACGCUGCAACACGGCCAGCGAGCGAAGCCACGCUUCCCAGGAGCGGCCCCUUCACUGCACCUCCUUUCAUAUUUGCAAUAAAAAUGGCAGAAAAAACUCCUGAGUCUUCCGAGAAACUGGUCAUCAUCUACUCCAAAGGUCAUAAAGAUACCAUUCUAGCUAAUUUUGAAGAACAAAGGAAAAAGGAUUUUCUUUGUGACAUUACUCUGAUAGUGGAGAAUGUGCAGUUCAGAGCCCAUAAAGCUUUGCUUGCUGCCAGCAGUGAAUACUUCUCAAUGAUGUUUGUUGAUGAGGGUGACAUAGGGCAGUCAAUUUACAUGUUGGAGGGAAUGGUUGCAGACACCUUUGGCGCACUGCUAGAAUUUAUCUACACUGGUUGUCUCUGUGCCAGUGAAAAAACCACAGAACAAAUUCUGGCUACUGCACAGCUGCUGAAGGUGACUGACUUGGUAUUGGCCUGCACAGAAUAUCAGGCCAGCCGUAGCCCAGGUAGUGCACUACCAGCUCCACCUAAUAGUGGAGCCUGUGUAGCUGUUAUUGCAAGUGACAAGAAAAAUGAAGAUCCACCAAAGCGAAAACGAGGGCGACCAAGGAAAGUCAGGAAUGUCCAAGAAGAAGAAUCGGGAGGAAAUUCUGCUGAAGAUGUGCAGCUGAGGGAGAACAACUCCAUGCAAAAUAAGCAAAACUUUAUGACAAAAGACACUGCAGCAGAAGAAACAGUUGGCAGCGGACAGGCUCCAGCGAGGAAAGAUGCAGAAGAAAAUGAACGUGCUUGUGGCUCAGAACCUGCUGUUGAUCUGUCAGCUGAGAAAGAUGAGAAUUAUGAUCCCAAAUCAGAAGGAGUACAGAGCACUCGGAGCCGUUACAGCAAACGUAGAAUAAGGAGGUCGAUCAAACUAAAAGAUUAUAAACUUUUUGGUGAUGAGGAUGAGAAAGGGCUGGUAAAGAGAACCGAUGGAAAAAGAAAACGUGCAGGUUCUGAAGCUCGCUGUAAAGACUGUGGCAAAGUAUUUAAAUACAAUCACUUCUUAGCUAUUCAUCAACGAAGUCAUACAGGGGAGCGCCCUUUUAAGUGCAGCGAGUGUGGCAAAGGCUUUUCUCAGAAGCAUUCUCUUCAAGUCCAUGAGCGGAUGCACACUGGAGAACGGCCAUACACAUGCACUGUCUGCAGUAAGGCUCUGACAACAAAGCAUUCUCUUCUGGAGCAUAUGAGCCUACAUACAGGGCAGAAGGCUUUUACGUGCGAUCAGUGUGGGAAAUACUUCAGCCAAAAGAGACAGCUCAAGAGCCACUAUCGAGUACACACAGGCCAUUCGCUGCCGGAAUGUAACCAGUGUCGUCGCAAAUUCAUGGAUGCAGCUCAGUUAAAGAAACACCUAAGAACACAUACAGGUGAGAAGCCCUUCACUUGCGAAAUUUGUGGCAAAUCAUUUACAGCUAAAAGUUCUCUUCAGACUCACAUUCGAAUUCACAGAGGAGAAAAGCCAUAUUCUUGUGGUAUAUGUGGAAAGUCCUUCUCCGAUUCCAGUGCCAAGAGAAGACACUGUAUCUUACACACAGGCAAAAAGCCUUUCUCCUGCCCAGAAUGUAGUUUACAGUUUGCUCGUCUGGACAACCUGAAGUCUCAUUUGAAAAUUCAUAGCAAGGAAAAGCAGUUUCAGGAAGCCAGUGCUGCCCCAAGCACCAACACUAGUUCAGAAGUGAGAAACAUUCUUCAGCUGCAGCAGUAUCAACUUGCCACCUCUGGAGGGCAGGAAAUCCAACUCCUGGUUACAGAUGCAGUACAUAAUAUAAACUUCAUGCCUAGUCAUAAUCAAGGCAUUAGUAUUGUCACUGCAGAAAAUGCCUCAAAUAUGGCAACAGAGCAGGCUGCAAACCUCACGCUGCUUGCUCAGCCACCACAGCAGCUGCAAAACUUGUUGCUCUCAGCGCAGCAGGAGCAAGCGGAACAAAUCCAAAGUAUCAAUAUGAUUGCAAACCAAAUAGAGGCUCCACAGCCUGAACAAAUGCAUGUCAUCACUCUUUCCAAGGAAGCACUAGACAUCUCCAUUGCUCAUCAAGGACAAAAUGAAGAAAUCCACUUAGCAGGAUCUUCACAUGCAGCUCCGCAUGUGCAGCUGACUCAAGAGUCAAGUCAACAGUCUCACUCUAGCCAAGAUACGGUUCCUUCCCAUCAAAUCAGUGAAGAACAGAAUCAAAGUGUACAUGUUUCUGAAUCCCAUCAGCAGUCUCUGUCAGUGAAUGAGUCAUCUCAUGAGCAUCCUGUUCAAGGACAGGCUUUCUGAAACGCUUAUUUGUCAUCGGAGGGCUGGGCUAUAGGAUCGCUUCUCAUCCAAGCAGUGAUAACACAUAUUGCACUUUCUUUUCUACAGCAUAAUCUAUCUGAAGAUGCGUUUCUUGGUGAUUUUGAUGGGUGACUUUCAGGUUUUUUUAACCUUAUUUAUUUGGGACUUCUUUUAUUUUUCCAGCUUGCUAUUUCUCUACCACUUAGUCCAUACCUCGCACGUGAUCGGUGUGGGGUUUUGUGCCUCAUACACAUCCAUGCCUACUAAGGAGCUGUUUGGCCCCUUAGUCACAUUCCUAUGUGACCCUCCAGAGAAGCGUACCUAGCUGGUAGAAGAGCAGUGUUUAAGAUAUCUGCUGAUCAGAAAGUAAGACUUCUCUGAUGAAGUCAGCAUUAACUGAACUACUGUCAAGCUUAAGAUAAUCGGUACUUUCUGCAAAGCUAACACCAUAUGUCUUAUGUUUAAUGAGCAUUCUCUCUGCAGGCUAAUGUAUAAUUUUCUAUGUGAUCAUUCCCUGAAGUGCAUUUUGAUUUAUUGACUGCCAAAUUGGUUUGGUUUGGGUUGGAAUUGUUGCAGCCUUUGACUGGCCCAGGAUCACCCCUCCUCUUUACUGUGUGCUGUACAAGUUUUGCUCCUCAGAAGUGCUUAAGCCAUUACACUUGAAUAGUGGCAAUGAGAUGUGGUGGUUACACUGGACAACUGAAAAGCCUAAAUUCUGCUCUGUUAGCUGUACCACUCACUCCCUGUGUGACUGUGGGCAAGGUAGUUAACCUCUGUGCCUUAUUUCGUCAUCUAGUAAGUGGGGAUAGUGCUCUCAUGCUCUGCCAAGCACUUUGAAGAGCUCUUGAUGUUGAAGGCAUUGUCUAUUGAAGUGCAAAUUUCUCUUCCUGAUAGAGAUUCUACAGGAUUCUGUAAGCUUAGGAGCCAGUGUAUAUUUAAAGUGUUAUUUUUUGUACUUUUGAGAGCAGAAUGUAAUGUUACUUUUAGUAUAUGUUAAAUCUGGUAACUGUUUUUUGUGGGGAUUUUAAUCACUUCAGAGCAUAAUGAGCUACAUAUUGCGUUAAAGUUGUACAGCUAUUUUCGCUGACUAAAUUAGAUGUGUACAGAUUAUUUUCAUUGACUGACUGGCUGCUGACAAGAAAGAUUUGACAUCUUUAUAAAAUACCAUGCCAGAGUACAUGCUUUGCAUUUUCAAGUUUGGCUACUGGUCAUGUCUCACACAGUGUACUAGUGUGCUAAAAACCAGUUAAAAUACAACUGGUACUUAAAGGAAUGUGCUCAAUUGUCACUGUGGUUUUAAAAUGUCCUAUUUGUGAUUUACGUUGAUAUUUUGUGUUUUAACAAAUGAAAAAUGCAAAAAUUUAAAAGCAAAACAAAAGGUCUUUGUACACACUUGGCUUAUGUCACUGGCCCAGAGAGUCACUGGCAUAAAAGCCCAGUGCAUAGAAUGAUAGAAUAAUUCAAAGCGGAAGGGACAGCCAGAGGCCACCUGGUCCAUCACCUUCCUCAAAGCAGGUGUGCCCAGAUCAUGUUGCUGUGGUCUGGUUGAGUUUUGAAUGCUUUGCAGGGUGAAGAUCCACAGCCUCUGUAGGCCACUAGUUCCAGUGUUUGACCAUAUUUGCAGUGAUAAAAAUGUUUCUUGUAUUUAAUUGGAAUUUCCCAUGUUCCAGUUCACGUCCAUUGCCUCUCAUCCUACUGCUGUGCCUCCAAGAAGUGUCUUUUCCACAACCUCCCAUUAAGUAGUUGAAGACAGCAGGAAGGUCUUUUCCAAUUGCAUGCACCUAGGGCCUGAGCAAACCCAGCUCUCAGCCUUUUCCGUCGUGUGCUCCAGCUCUUUAUUUGCCUCGGUGGACUUCUACCCUCAGUCCACUAUGUCAAUGUCUGUCUUACUCUGGAGAGCCCAGAUUCUGGAUGACAUUCCUCAUUCCACUCCAGACAACUCAGCCAGCUCCUGACUGCAUGCUGCGGGAGUUUGAGUAAGUACCUUCAGUUUUUCAAAGUACUAGAUCAGUUUUUAUAUAAACGGAUCAUGAAAAAGGUAGACAGAAUAAAUCAAUGAAGGGGGGUGGGGGGGAAGAAACUGAAACCAUCCCACAGCAAAACCCUAUUUAGACUUUUCACCUUUUCUUUCCUCUCAAAAUGGAGAAAUACAAUUUGUAUACUUCCUGCCACCAAAGAGAACCAGUGUAUUCUGCAGUUGCACUUCAGAGGCUUGCUGGCAUCUUGAUGCUGUAGGAGCAUUAAAAAGUACAGUAAAGCUGGUUACAACAUCUAAGAAAAUCUUGCUGAUAAUCAUAGAACUUUAAGCUUACAAUAAAUAUUCUGGUGGUUUCAUCUUAUCUAAAAUACUGCAAUAUGCAGCCAUAAUACUGUCUUGCACUGAGUUCCUUCUCUGCCGUGUAUUUAUGAAUCCUGAAACGCUUAAAAGCUGGUUACAGGCUAAAUUCUAAGACUACCAGUAAAGUAACUGGUAAUUACUUUCCUCCUUUUUCAAACUUUGAUUUGUUCAUUAUGAAGUUAUCUUUGCAGAAUUAAGUCCAAAGCUACAGUUAUGCGUGAGCCACUAUCACAUACUGACUGCUCAAUGCUUUCCCUAUGACUAAAAAAAAAGAAGUUUGGGGGUUGGAAUUUUCUCAUGUUUUUCUACAAGUUACCAGUGAAGAAAUGAGCUUCCGUGACUAGCACAGCAGUGACUCAUCUUGCACUCUGUGCCGCUGAAGCUGUCGGCACACAUUGUGGCUUGCACUCGAGAAGCUCGUGUGGUUUCUUAUGCCACAAGUGUUGCUUUUUUGACACCAUUUUUUUCCUUUCUAGGGAGUAUAUUUGCACUAAAGAUGAAAAUAAAUCCCUUUUCUGUGUAUGCAUUGUUAAGGCUCCAACUGAAGCCUUAAAGCUUUGAAUUUGAAAGGAAAUCCCUUCAGCUUUGGUUUUUAGUCCAGCUGCCACUAAGAACUGUUUAGCAAACAAAUGCAUCCUUUAAAAACUACAUUUCAAAGCAGCUCUCUAAAUAUCUUUAAUCCUUAGCUAGUAAACACCUUAACAUCUCAUUUUCACAUAGACUAAUCUUAGCAAAUCCAUCUCACUGCUUAUUAUGCUAAAAUAAGAUUAGGAUUUUGGACAUAAACACGGGACAAUAAAAUGACUACAGAAAGAUCCAUUUUGUGAUCAGUUAACACCAUUGUAGUUCUUCUACUCCAUUUGUAAGUUACCCAGUGUGGCUGAACUCUGGAAAAAAAGAGUAAAAUUCUUUUAAACACAAGUUUAUGAAAUUCUGGCUUUUUCUGAAGAUUUUGGCAGAUUCUCGGGGAAAAAAAAAAAUCCCUGAGAGGUAGAGCAAACACUCUGUUAAGUGUGUAUUCAACUAUUGCGUGUAUACCUGCUCUACCUGCCAGUAAUAUUGAUGGGUUUGGCUGCAAAUAGCAUUUCCUGACCUUGGCACUCUAAAGUUCAAGAGUUUGCUGUUCUGUGUGUGGAAGCCGAGCCGCUGGCAGUGUGGAUUAGACUGGGGGGGCUUCCAGUCUGAUGAUAUUUAAAAUAAUAUUUAAAUAUUUAGUUAGCAGCUCCCUAUCCUGUCCUGCAAUUUUUUUCUAACACCUGCAACUGUAUCUCUUCCUGAAGGGGACUGAUGCUUACAUGUUCAUAGGUCUUCCCUUCAAACCACUGGAUCCUCCUUGUCCUUGAAGGUAGCAUGCCUCGUGGCUGCUACAGCAGUCACCUGCGGAACGUCAAGUUGUUGUUAAUAUCUUGUCAUCUUCAAAAUCAGCUUAUGCCUUUGGCUUUGCUUUGAAUUUCUUGAUAAAGCGAUGUCAGUUUCUGCCUUCCACCUGGAAGACUGAGCUUACAGAAUCUUCCUUCUUUCUGGAGCUGAAUCUGUCCUUUGGUCCCUGACAGUAGGAAAACCUUUUUAGAAGUCCUCGGUGUUGUUUUCUUCAACUGCUGGGUGAUUGAAUGGCUACAUUUUCCCUGCAUGUCUCAGAAAGGGCUUGUGGCAGCAUGCGGGCCUGGUGUGGCAUAGCAGCAGUGGCCCUCGACUAGUCAUCACAGCAUGAUGCUGUUCUCAGCACAUCAUGCUUUGCUGUUCUCUUUCUCAGUCUCUUUCAGGUGCUAUCUUGGACUGAAAAGAACUGCAGUGGCUGCAGCCAUAGCAGGUGGAGAGGUUUGGAGUGAGGAAACCCUCUCAGAAUCACGCUGAAGCAAAACUUCGGGUCUUGUGUCAGGGCAUGUGUGCAUGUUUCAAAGGGCUUUGUUUCCAAGAACAUUAGCUGCACAGCCUUUGAAAGGGUUUCAGUAUUGUCAUUUAAAUGUACUGCACAACCUCUUGUGCUUUCUAUAUUUUUAUUGGCAGUAAUUGUUAUUCUGUCCACACAGAAUGCACCACAGCACAGCACACCUGCUGCAGCUGGCAAGCAGAGCGGUACUGCCAAACUCCUGCCUAACUCACCACCAGCAAAACAUUUAUGCUUCUCUAAGUACUAUGAAUAAGCCUGCAGAACAGUAUCAUGUUGUCAUAAACAGAUAAUAGAAAGUGGCUGAAAUGAAUAAUAGUAAUCCAGGUCAAGAUUUUAAUAGGUAUAAUUUUGGUAAUUGACAACCCUGUUGAAUAGAUCUUAAUGUACGUGAAUUACAAAACAAUGUGAAAAGAAGGGGAGAAAUAAAACCCAGAAUGGAUAGAGACAGCAUGUAAUUGGUGUCUCUUGGCUUACUA
Strigops habroptila (Kakapo) is the source of this 7014-nucleotide messenger RNA. It is a transcript of the gene ZBTB24, whose product is annotated as zinc finger and BTB domain containing 24. NCBI's taxonomy places the organism in Eukaryota, Metazoa, Chordata, Aves, Psittaciformes, Psittacidae. Gene Ontology annotation, biological process: regulation of transcription by RNA polymerase II. Gene Ontology annotation, cellular component: nucleus. The record is from RefSeq and is a predicted model, not a curated record. Bases 108 to 2309 code for a protein of 733 amino acids. Gene Ontology annotation, molecular function: RNA polymerase II cis-regulatory region sequence-specific DNA binding; DNA-binding transcription factor activity, RNA polymerase II-specific; protein binding. The transcript has 7 exons.